Molecule: messenger RNA, 2066 nt
Organism: Colletotrichum godetiae
Lineage: Eukaryota; Fungi; Ascomycota; Sordariomycetes; Glomerellales; Glomerellaceae
Product: fungal-specific transcription factor domain-containing protein
Exons: 5
Coding region: 54-1853 (599 amino acids)
Biological process (GO): regulation of DNA-templated transcription; DNA-templated transcription
Molecular function (GO): zinc ion binding; DNA binding; DNA-binding transcription factor activity, RNA polymerase II-specific
Source: RefSeq, a predicted model, not a curated record
GUUGAAAUGACUUGUGGUUCCCUGUGUCUUCAUCCUACAAAUCACCAAACACAAUGCAAGCUUCACGGCCAUUCCGGACGCGGCGCCAAACACCAAGAGUAUCCAAAGCAUGUCGCCAAUGUCGAGCUGGUAGAGUGAAGUGCGAUGGAGCCAAACCACAAUGUGGAACAUGUGCGCGGCAAUCGCGACACUGUGACUACAACGCAGUUGAUGGCCGAAAGCAACGCCACACCGAGGCGGAGUUCGCAGCUCUUAGCAGCCGCGUAGCCUUCCUUGAAGCCCAAUUGAAUGGGAAUGGGCUUCUUGCCCAUAAUGACAGCCAGAUAUCCCAUCAAGAUGAAGAAAAAGCUUUGCCUUCUAUGACUGAGGAUCACGAGCCUCAUUUUGAUGGCAAAGGUGAAGGCAACGUUGUUUACAGCACCCCUGAACGUUGGCAGAUUGAUAGCCUCUUUCCAACUUCAGACUUUGUCACUCAAUCGCAAUCUUUACCUCUGAAGAGCUUUGCAUCUAUCACCGGAGGCUUUCUACAUGAUGGCAAAAGCGGUCGAAUCUUCUAUGUCGGACCAACUAGCAAUUUGCACAUCGCAAAGGCGACGGCUUCGUGCCUACCAACAUCAAAGCUCGCAACUGCUGCGACCAAACCGAGGGAACUUCCAGAUUUGCCAGAAAACGACGAGCUUGUUGAUUGCUACUGGGAGUAUUUAUCUCCCCAUCUUAUACUCCACGAGUCGCAGUCCGAAGUUCAGCUCGUCAUUCGGCAGAACUGUCUUCUACUCAUAGCAGUACUCGCUGUUGGUGCAUUCUUCUUGCGGAAAGAGACCUAUGAUAGAUGCAGACUAGACCGAAACUUACUGAUUGAAUUCUAUCUCAGAAGAUUCACAAUAGUCAGCGGAAGAGAGACAGAAAAUGCCACCAUACUCAAUAUUCAGGCAUUUCUUCUACGGUCCUAUCUAGCUAUCAUGCAAGGGAAAACGGACAGCGCCACAAUUUUCCUCGGAAUCGCUUGCAACAUGGCUAAAGUCAUGGGCUUACAUGUCAAUCCAGCUAGUGGGUCAGAUUAUCAGCCCAUCCUCUCCACCGACAGUGAGACAUCCAGAAAACGAACAUUCUGGGCUUGCUUUUGGAUGGAUAGGCGUCUCGCUAUGCUUGAAGGUCGUGCUGUACAUUUGACGGCUUGUGACAUUUCUGUAGAGUCUCCGGCGCGCGACUUCCUUCAUCAGUACUCAGAAUCCAGUGGAGGACAGGCCACGCAAGAGAUGCUUUACGCUGUUCACCUUGAAUUUGCUGACAUGCAAGACAGGUCUUUGUGUAAGAUAUACUCAUUUUCUUCCUCGUCAAGUGUGGGAGAUGCGAUAUCAGAUGGCAAUCUUCGGUACAUCACUUGGCUGAAGAACCUUCCACCCACUUUGAGGAAUACGAAAAAGUCUGAGCACUCUUUACCAAGCUUUAUGUCGCUUCACUUGUGUUACCAUGCUGGCAUGAUUCUCUUGCACCGCCCCUCCUUCCAAUUUGACGGCGAACAAGAUCGCCUCGCAAAUAGUCCCUGCCUGGAAUCUGCAUACGCUAUAUCAGGGCUUCUCAAAGCCUACCGAGAACAAUUUUCCAAUCUAGUAGUCGACUUCAUGGUUCUUCAUGCCGCCUUUACGGGGGCGCUAGUUCACAUGAUAAUGCUCGAACACCCCGCUGUUGCAUCUUAUCACAAGUCGAUGCGAGCUUUGAGGGCCAUUAUUGACUUUCUGGGUUGGGUUAUUCCUCAUUCGCAAUAUGCAAGGAGCAUUCACCAAGACCUGCAAAACUUUGCUUCAACAUGGUCCAUAAAGCCCAUCAACUCGGCGAUUUUCUGGGAAACUUGACUUAAAUGAGUUCUAGCCGUGAGUAAUCAAUGGUUUAAUGACACUCUUAAUUGAUUGUUUUGGAUCGAAAUGAUACCGGCUGUAGCCAGCUCAAACUUGGGUGUCCUUCAGUGUUGCUAAGCUCGGCCACUCACUUCCACUGAAUAAUCGAAAUAAAUAAAUACUGGAGGAGCCGAGCCGCCAUAACUAGUUAUUCAGGUGCGGGGAGUCUAG